This is a messenger RNA of Centruroides sculpturatus (bark scorpion), 1478 nucleotides long. RefSeq names its product multidrug resistance-associated protein 4-like. The record is from RefSeq and is a predicted model, not a curated record. Bases 54 to 1418 code for a protein of 454 amino acids. NCBI's taxonomy places the organism in Eukaryota, Metazoa, Arthropoda, Arachnida, Scorpiones, Buthidae. Gene Ontology annotation, biological process: transmembrane transport. Gene Ontology annotation, cellular component: membrane. Gene Ontology annotation, molecular function: ABC-type transporter activity; ATP binding; ATP hydrolysis activity. The transcript is spliced from 9 exons.
UUUAUAAGCAAUUUAUAUUUUUUUAAUUUUAGGGAGGCUCAAUCCUUGUUGGCAUGUGUGUUAUUCAAGCAAUCGUCUGUCCUUAUCUACUUGUAUUAAUUGCUGUCCUUUCAAUAUUAUUUUAUGCUUUGUGGACAAUUUACAGCCGAGUGUUGAAAAGCAUAAAACAUCUGGAAGGAAAAUUGAGAAGUCCAGUAUUUUCUCAUUUGAGUGUAUCUCUUUACGGACUAACAACAAUUAGAGCAUCUAAUGCUGAAAGCAAAUUUAAAUCUAUGUUUAAUAAAUAUCAGGAUAAGCACACUUCAACGUGGUUUCUUUACCUGGCUUUAAAUCGAUGGCUUUCCGUAUACGGUCAUAUAAUUUGUUUCAUAAAUCUAAUUAUUACUGUUAUUGUUUUAGGUGUUUCAAAUAAUACAGAUAGCGCAGGAAGCCAAAUUGGACUUGUAUUGAAUUAUGGAAUACUAAUAAUAAUAGGUUUUCAAAGUGUUAUUGGAUUUACAUCCGAAGUGGAGUUUCAGAUGAACUCUGUAAAACGCAUUCUGAAAUACUGCAAUUUAAAAUCGGAAGCAUCCUACGAAAGUUUGCCAAAUAAACGGCCACCAUCUGAUUGGCCAGAAAGAGGAGAAAUUCAUUUCGAUAAUGUUUCAUUGCAAUACUCCGAGGAUAAAAAUAUUGUGUUAAAGAACUUAACAUUUCAUAUUCGCUCCGGAGAAAAGAUAGGAAUCGUUGGGAGAACAGGAGCGGGAAAGAGUUCUAUAAUUGCUGCGUUAUUUCGCAUGACAGAGCCAACAGGAACGAUAACCAUCGAUGGUGUUGACAUUAAAGAUAUUGGACUUCGGGAUCUUCGUAGUAAAAUAUCCAUCAUUCCUCAAGAUCCUAUGUUAUUCACCGGGCCACUUCGAAGAAAUAUGGACCCUUUUAAUGAAUAUUCUGAAGAAAUGAUGUGGAAAGCUAUAGAGGAGGUACAAUUGAAAGAAGUUAUUAGUAAAUUACCUGGAGGAUUGGAUUCGCAUUUAACAGAAGGAGGGCGAAAUUUCAGCGUGGGGGAAAGACAGUUAAUUUGUCUUGCCAGAACCAUUCUUCGCCAGAAUAAAAUUCUUGUCAUGGACGAAGCAACGUCCAAUAUAGAUAAAAGAACCGAUUCCUGUCUACAGAAAAUAAUUCGAGAAAAAUUCAAAUCUUGUACGGUGUUGACAAUAGCCCACAGAUUACAUACAAUUAUCGAUUCGGAUAGAGUUCUGGUAUUAGAUACAGGGAGAGUACAAGACUUUGACUCGCCGUAUGCAUUACUGAAGAACGUAAAUGGUAUAUUUUAUAAUUUGGUAAAGAAGAUGGGAGUAACUUCAAUGAAUGAAUUAUACGAAAUUGCCAAAGCUAAAUAUUAUGCUAAAGAGAGGGUCGAGCAAACAAAACUAUAACUCAGUGAAUUUUAUUAUAUGUAGAAUUUUAUUAUACGUAGAUCUAUAUGUAUAUGAUAC